Geodia barretti is the source of this 1564-nucleotide messenger RNA. The record is from the annotation of a GenBank genome assembly. Lineage: Eukaryota; Metazoa; Porifera; Demospongiae; Tetractinellida; Geodiidae.
GCCCACAACUUGAUUGGCUGCAAAGCUCGGAGGGGGGGACGAGGCUAAGUUUACAGGUGAAGCUACUUCCCACACGCGUCCUACUGCCUUCUCAGUGCUUUGACGUGAGGGGAACGUCACUGCGCGCAAGCCACCACUAUGAACGCCGAGUUGGAAGCCUACAGUUGGGGGAAUAAUAACACUGCUACCUGCGAUUCUACCCUGGAGCGUCAUACUUACACAGUGUACAUCACCAUCGUCUCAUCAUGCCUCUCAAUGAUAGGGUGCGCCCUAAUCAUCCUUACCUACAUCCUCUGGCACGACAUCAGAACGGUCGCCCGAGCUAUUGUCGUGUUUUUAGCAAUCGCUGAUUUCUUCACGGCGGCAGGCUACCUUUUCGGAGCGGUUGUAAACUACGUUAAUAAACAGAAACAUCUCGAUCGCAGUGUCUACAGGUACCUCUGUUCUUCUCAAAGUUUUAUUACCACGGCUUUUCCGAUCAGCUCGUUUCUAUGGACAAUUCACCUGGCCGUUUAUCUCUAUGUAGCGAUUGUCAACGCUAAACCAAAUCUCGCCAAAAGACUAGUUAUUGUGUUCCACAUUACCGGGUGGGGUAUACCCCUGCUAAUUUGUGUUCCGGCUCUACUUACCGGUCAUCUAGGGAGCAGCAAUGAACGGACCUCAGUCAAUUGGUGCUUUAUCUAUUUUAACAACACUAACCCUGGAGACAAUGGCGAACUGAAGCGUCGUUUGGCAGAGUAUUAUGGAUUCGAGUUUCUGUGCGGAAAGUUUUGGGAGAUUUCGGCGUCAGUUAUUGCAGUGUUUCUGUACAUUUCAGUCAAAGUAGUGUUAAGGAGAAGAAUGAGCCAGCCUGUGCAGAUAGCAAGAAGCGCCUACGGAAGUGUCAAUAUAGAGAGGAAGCUCACAGCGGCCAUGAUCCAUCUGGACCAGAAACUCAUCUUCAUCCCGCUGGUCUUCAUCUUUCUCAGAUUCUGGGGCACUCUGAGAUUCUUCAUCUCGUUUGAGAAGUCCUGCCACACUCCCUGUGACGACAAACUGAUUGUAACACAUCCCUGCAAGGCCGCGCUGUACAAUCAAUUCCUUAUGGUGAUGCAGGCAGCGUGCGAUCCCGGGCAGGGCUGGGGCAAUGCUCUGGUUUUCGUUGUCUUUCACAAGACCCUAUUCAGGAGACUGUGUCCCUGCCUGUUUUACGUUAGCCGGAAAAUGAGAGACUUUUACCAGUGCAGUAAGGCCCGUUCAGAGAAUCCAGCAGUGAUAUCUUCUUCAAGCGGAAGAAAAGAGUCACCUCUUAUCAAUGACGAAGAUGAUGGACAUCACACGCCAUUACCGAGCGAUGAAUGUGACAAACUCACUGGAUCUGUUAGGUUCGGAUCAACCCAUUCAUCUACUCGCAUGUGAACCCUGAAAUAAAUGUCUUAAAUGGUUUUUGCCCCAUUCAGAUUGGCAUAAUGAAUGUACUCAAUGGAGCCCUCUCACUGCUCUGUAUUUUUUUAAUGAUGCAUCUUUGUCCCUGUUAUUUUUACAAUAUUCCGUCUGAUUUUAUGUAUCUUUCAUAAUGGCUGUG